Molecule: messenger RNA, 1032 nt
Organism: Rhinocladiella mackenziei CBS 650.93
Lineage: Eukaryota; Fungi; Ascomycota; Eurotiomycetes; Chaetothyriales; Herpotrichiellaceae
Exons: 2
Coding region: 1-1032 (343 amino acids)
Cellular component (GO): Mis6-Sim4 complex; kinetochore
Source: RefSeq, a predicted model, not a curated record
AUGGCCCCCAUCGCAUCGCCUCAGCCCUCUGUAGCGAACCCCAUCCUGAAAACUACGGACGAGUCUCUGGAUGACGAAAUCGCUCAAGUUAGAGCCGAAAUUCAAACACUUACCCAACGUCGCACACUCCUCACAUCCUCCUUGCUCGCCUCGACGAAAGUCCAGUCUCGUUUUUCCAACCUUUCCCUCAGUAGUAACAAUGCCAACCUGCUCAACCAAGACCUGACCCCUCUCCUACAAUCCUCGAGGAAGCAUUCACAGUCCAACAUCCACCGCCUCGGCUUCGGCGUGACAUCCUUUCCCUUCCACGACCCUAGUCCGGAACUGCAGUCCAACAACCCCCUCUUGGGAAUCCGGAUCGACAUAUGUGAUCGCACCGGCCGAUUUGACAGUCCUUAUUACCUAUUCUGCAUGCGAGACCGAGAUGGAGAGCAGAGUCCGAACCUACGGAUCCAUCGUCAUACGAUACCCGCGCUAGUCCCGCUGCAGGUCUACGAGAAGCAAUACCUUCCACGCCAGCAUGACGAUGAAAUGGAAGACUCGAUGGUCGGCGACGAAGGGUUGGCAAAGAAACAGGAUCUCCAUAGCCUGGUAGAGCGGGUCCGUCAUGAUCUCGUCGCCUGGAGGCUGAGGCAGGAUGCAGUCGGCUUAGUGCGCGAGGAACUUGGUAUUCCUGAACCGAAAGUGCCAGUCGACCGUCCCGGUUCAACUUCCGAUGAGGAGAUGGUAACCGAAGACCUCGAGGAAGAGGAAGAAGAGGGCAGAAGAUUCGGCGUGCUCGACUUCGCAGCCAUGAACGUCGAUGCUCGUCAAGUGCGCAUUCUGUGGUCAGAUGGCCGGGUGGCCCGAGUAAGGAUUUCAGACCAAGGCAAGAUCGAAAAGGCCGUGGUGAUCGGGUUGGACAAUGACCGGAUGAGAGAUCUGGAAAGAAUAUUAACGGAUGCAAACCCCAUGGUUAUGGAGCUUGUGGAUCGCUUGGAAAAGAUAGAAAAGACCAUGUCAAAAAGACGGAGUCUGAGGGGUGCCGGGUAG